Molecule: messenger RNA, 1399 nt
Organism: Strongylocentrotus purpuratus (purple sea urchin)
Lineage: Eukaryota; Metazoa; Echinodermata; Echinoidea; Camarodonta; Strongylocentrotidae
Gene: metap1
Product: methionine aminopeptidase 1
Exons: 10
Coding region: 42-1190 (382 amino acids)
Biological process (GO): proteolysis
Molecular function (GO): metalloaminopeptidase activity
Source: RefSeq, a predicted model, not a curated record
UUAGAAACGAGACUAUCAUAUACAGGAAGAAAAAAAGCAACAUGGCGACUGCAGAGGUUGAAAAUCCAACUCUUCACACGUGUGAGACUGUGGGAUGCGACAAAGAAGCAAAGUUACAAUGCCCUUCAUGUAUCAAGCUUCAGAUACAAGGAUCUUUCUUUUGCUCACAAGAAUGUUUCAAAGGAAGCUGGGGAGAGCAUAAACAAGUCCACAAGAAAGUGAAAGCGAAACAAGAAGUCAAACCUUAUAGUCCUUGGCCAGGUUAUUACUUCACCGGAAAACUGCGCCCAUCUCCUCGGGGGCCUUUAAGAGACUUACCUCUUACCAUAGACAGACCAGACUAUGCUGACCAUCCUGAGGGUUACCCAGCUAGUGAGAUGUCUGUCAGAGGUAACAGUUACAUCAAGCAACUUAGUAAGGAUGAGAUUGAAGGUCUAAGGGCAGCAUGUAAGUAUGGAAGGGAAGUCCUGGACAUAGCGGCAGCUAUGAUUAAGCCUGGUAUCACAACAGAUGAUAUUGAUGAUGCUGUACACAAGGCAUGUAUAGAGAGAAACUGCUAUCCCUCACCACUCAACUAUAGGGGUUUCCCCAAGUCAUGCUGCACGUCAGUGAAUGAGGUGAUAUGUCAUGGGAUUCCUGAUCAGAGACCUUUAGAAGACGGUGACAUAGUCAAUGUUGACAUCACUGUUUACUACAGAGGUUACCAUGGCGAUUUGAAUGAAACAUUCUUUGUGGGCAAAGUAGAUGACAGAAUUAAAGAACUAGUGAAAGUUACUUAUGGGAGUAUGAUGCAAGCUAUAGAUAUAGUGAAACCUGGAGUGAAGUAUCGUGACGUUGGAGCUGUUAUACAGAAGCACUGCCAAGCACAUGGUUUCUCAGUUGUAAGAACAUACUGUGGACACGGCAUACACAAACUCUUCCACACCGCUCCCAAUGUUCCAUUCUAUGCCAAAAAUAAAGCUGUGGGAGUUAUGAAGCCUGGACAUGCAUUUACUAUAGAACCUAUGGUUAACGACGGUGUUUGGAAGGAUGCUCUGUGGCCCGAUGACUGGACGGCAGUGACCACCGACGGCAAGUGGUCAGCGCAGUUUGAACAUACCAUGAUCGUCACGGACACCGGUGUGGAGGUUCUGACAGCGAGGGGCGCGGGCCACGGAAGACCGCAUUUCCUAGAUCAGAUGGACUCGUAGUUUUUAUUCCUAGGUUUCAUAAGCGACUUUUUCAAAUGUUUCCUGCAUUUUUGUUGAAUAAAUCAAGUGGCUGGGAUUACAUAGAUAGGCAUCAUGGGAUGCAAGUAUCUAUUAUUUCACUCUUUCUUUAAAGGGAUCGUUUAAAAAUGUUAAAUCUGAAAUACAGGACCCUACGUGUUAUCAGUGUCUGUCGUAUGGUGUAAUAUUGA